AUCUACCGGAGAGAGAGAAACAACUGAUUUCAAACACAUGUUUUUGUUUUAUUAAAAAAGAAGAACAGAUAUUAGAGAAAAAGAAAACGGAAUUCUUUUUUCUUAUUCUUCCUUGCUGGUAGUUGUUGGAAGGAGAGCAACUCCGUGAGAAGAUUGCGUUUCACACGGUCUGUCACGGUGCGCGCGUGCCCGGCGCAGCGCGUGUGCCUCGGACUCCCCGCGCACUGAUAUAAAACGGGAAGGUGGAUUUGUGGCAUGUGGAGGAGGAGGAGCAGGUAGAAAAGAAGGAGAAAUAAAAAAGGGCUUGUUCGUGAUGGUGCUCUGUAUGGACAAGAAGCUGUGCCACGACAGAGGGCAACGUGGGUAAAAGAGACAUGCGACACGCAGCCCUGAACCACUGCCACCUCUUCCUGGGCGGGGCUUUGCUGCUUCUCCUGGCCAGCCCCACCCUGAGCUGCCCCGCCCGCUGCGAGUGCUCCGCUCAGAGCAAGUCGGUCAGCUGCCACCGCAAGCGCCUGCCCACCAUCCCCGAAGGCAUCCCCAUUGAGACCCGCGUCCUGGACCUCAGCAAGAACAAGCUACGGAUCAUCACGCCGGACAACUUCUCCUCGUUCCAGCAGCUGGAGGACCUGGACCUCAGCGACAACCUCAUCAGCGUGGUGGAGCCCGGCUCGUUCCGCUUUCAGCUCGCUCUCCGCUUGCUCAACUUUCGCAGCAACCUGCUGCAGCUGGUUCCCGUGGGCGUGGUGUCGGGCCUGACCAACCUCACCCGCCUCGACCUCAGCCACAACCGACUGGUGGUUCUCCUGGAUCAUGCCUUCCAAGAUCUGCGCAGGUUGACGUCCCUCGAGGUGGGCGACAACGAACUGGUUUUCGUCUCGCAGAGAGCCUUCACGGGAUUACUUGGCCUCCAAAGGCUGACCCUGGAACGUUCCAAUCUGACCGUGGUUCCCACUGAUGCCCUGGCACACCUGCACAGCCUGGUCGAUCUGCGCAUGCGCUACCUGAGCAUCAGUUUUCUAAAGCCUUUCUCCUUCAAGAGGUUAUCACGUCUCCGCCGACUGGAGAUUGACUACUGGCCCUGGCUGGACACGCUGCCUCCGCUCUCACUGCACGGCCUCAACCUCACAUCGUUGUUCAUAACCAACACCAACCUGUCUGCCUUCCCUGGCGCGGCACUGCGCAACCUGCCCUACCUCACACAUCUCAACUUGUCCUACAGCCACAUCAAGCACAUUAAUCAAGGAGAGCUGGGUCCACUCCCACACCUGCUGGAGCUCCACCUGCAAGGGUCUCAUCUGAUUUCCAUUGAGCCCUUUGCAUUCGCGGGCCUCAAAUCUUUGCAGCGACUGGAUGUGUCACAGAACCGCCUGGACUCUCUGGAGAGUGGAGUGUUUGCCUUGCCAGACGUCCUCCAGAGGCUCUGUCUGGGUGGAAACCCAUUAGUGUGCGACUGCAGAUUGCUUUGGCUGCUCAAUAGCCACAAGCCCCCCUCUCUGCAGAUUGUGGAUGUGCAGCCAGAGUGCAUCGCCCCAGAGCACCUCCUGGGGAAACCACUCCGUGACCUCAAGGAGCCACUGGUCUCCAGAUACAUGACCUGCACCAAACCCCGGGUUGGACCUAACACGACCCAGCUGCUGAUGGCUGAUGAGGGUCAGCCUGCCCGCCUGAACUGCACGGCGGAGGGAGCGCCUCGGCCCUCAGUGGUGUGGAUUACGCCUCACAGACGCUCCAUCACAACCAAGAGCAGAGGCAGGGUGGAAGUCCAGCCGGAUGGUACCCUGGAGAUCAAGGAAGCGGCGCUGCAUGACAGCGGUGUGUACUUGUGCAUUGCCAGUAACCCCGCUGGAAACGCCAGCCUGUCGGCCUCUUUAGCUGUGAAGAGCCUGGGCAUUGCUGACAGAUCUCACUUUAGCAACAGGAGCUCAAACUAUCAAACAGACUCUAACAGCACGUGGGGUAACGGGACAGUGCUGUACAACAUGACAGUCCCCAUAGACCUUAAGACCAUCAUUAUAUCUACGGCAAUGGGCUGCCUGUCCUUCCUAGGUGUGGUCAUCUUCUGCUUCCUGAUUCUGUUCAUCUGGAGCCGAGGGAAAGGGCGCCACAAGAGUAACUUUGAUAUCGAGUACGUCCCGCGCAAAUCCAAUGGGGCGGCGGCGGACGUAACGGAAACAAGUGGCCCGCGGCGGGUCAACAUGAAAAUGAUUUGAAGAAGAAAAAAAAAGGGAUGCAGACUCACGCAUACGAUAGCUACGAUAAAGUGCACCACAUUUUAGCUGGGAAAAAAAGUUUCUUUUCUAUGACUCGAAAGUGACGUGCUAUUUAUGGUGGGUGUCAAUAUGACGGUGAUCUAGUGAUGAAAGUGGGCAUGUGAAUAUAAUAGUGAUCUAUGAAACCGUGUGCGUGUUUAUAUGAAAUACAGUACAUUGAAUAUAUUAGUAUAACCAGCAUAUCAAUAUGGGAGUGAUAUAGUGCUGCACUAGGCAUGUCUUUCAGUGGUGAUGUGAUGAGUAACGAUGUUGUCGACCCACCGUGACAUCGCGGCGCAGGAGGGAGCCGUUGGGAGUGACGGGGACAUCUUGGCGGUGCUGGAGAGCCAUCAUCGCUGCGACGUGUCACGACUAAAUCGUCUCAACCCCCAUCUCAGCUGCAGAACGGAAGGAGUGUGUGUCGUGUUCAUGUGCGCGCGUGCGUGUCUGUGCGAGUGCAUCGGUGUGCGCCUGUUUGCAUCUGCGCGUGCGUUUAUUUGUGCAUGUGCACGCAUUGCCUUUACUCUCGUUGGACGAAACAGUUUGGGACGAACGAUUGGGUCCAAAGCAUUUUUUUUUUCUCAGGCCUUUGUUUGUGUUCGGUAUCGUCGCUGUUGACUAAAGCCGAUGAUUAUCUAUGUUUUGUAUGCAAAAAAAAUCACUGGUUAUAUUUAAGAGAAAUGCUGCGUACAUUCAGAAGAAAAUGAUAUUAUUAUGUCAUUGCCCUUCCUUUGGAAUGACUCAUUGGUAUUUUUCCAAACUCAAGGAACACACAAUAGUUGCAAUGUGACGUCUGAGCUUUCUUUUCUUUUUCUUUUUUACCGGAGCUCCCUUACACUUUCCCUGAGCGAUAUCGGUGGUCAGAGCUGUUAUUACUCUGGAAAAGCUUCCUGCCACAGAAAUGGCAUGUUGAACCCAUUUUAUAACAUUAUAAAUCAUCGGCGGAUUUUCCUGCCAAACAAAUCCCUCGAUAUGAUAUAAAAGAGUCGGCAGAAUGGCGAAGAUUUACUGGCCGGUGCCCUCUUUGGGACAAGACAAAGUUGAGCUCCACAGAUUUAUGGGUUGUAUUUCCCCUCCUAUCACAUUUUUUCUCUGAUCGCACUUCUUCAAGCUAGCGUGUCCAGAUUCUUCCCUAGGGAGCCACGGGUAUUUGGGGGUAUUUAAUAGAUGGCAAUUUGAAAGUUGUAGUUGAAAUCUUGUAUUGUUUAGUUUUUUUGUUGAAAAUGUUUUAAAUGUUUGAGAAAAAAAGAAAAGAAGAAAAAACAGUUAAAAACCAAUUAAGGGCAAUUGUUUGUAAUGCAGGGAGGUGGGUGUUAACUUGUGUGAUCCUGUUGUGAUAAAAUGUUUCAAGGUUGUAUAAUUGUUUUCAUAUGACAAAUUGAUGGGUAUAUUUUCAAAAGGAAAUAAAUCUUAAUCAUAACCCGAUCAAUGGACUUGCGGUAGUUUACAUUUUGUUUCCUGACUUUACGGUGAUGUUGACACAUUUAAUUUUCAACCCUGUCGUAUUAAUCCCUUUCUCUCAAUGAUAUCAAUGAUGAUAUUUAAAAUUCUUCCUAUAAUCCAUAUUUCUCUGUCACUGAGUAUUGUAUUGAUCUACAGUCAUGCCUUUUUCAUAUUCCAUAUAUCAUGUCAUAGUAAACCUUUUGUUGUAACAACCCAACAUUUAUGUCCUUUUUACUUGUAUGAUCAGUGUAUUAUCACAUGGGGCAAAGUAAUUGGUUUAUUACCAUAUCUUUAUUUUAUUUUGCAGGAUACCUUGAAAGCUCAGCCUGUGUUUCCUGUCCAGACCUUGUACAACCACCAAGCUCGAGCAAUGUAUUCGUUCAGGCUGUUCAAAAGCACGGCUCGUAGUUAUUCCUAAAAAAUAGUGACGCACAAAAAAUGUUAUUUGAUAAUUCAACAAAACCGCUGUUUAUAUUCCACGUUCAUCCAAAAGAUCACAAUGUUGCGUAACGUCGCUUUCAUUUUGAAUCCAAAACCACAAACUGAGAUAUCCCUUCAAGGCCAAACUGCAGCUCUUACAGUAUUUGACUUCAGUCCACGCUGGUGGCGUAGGCGGCUCUCGGGAUAGCGCAGUUAUUUUGUUCGCCAAGAGUCCCCUGCGUAUAAAUACUAAGGAUCCCUGACUCUUAAAUGUCUGAGACUUCCCCGUCGUUAACCCAAAGCUCUCCUACUUGAUGUCCUCCUAUGUUCCGUAAGUCCUACGGUUUGGGCUUCCUCGCUGUGUCGUUUCCCUCAGAGUCCUGGCGGUGCUGACAAAUUCUAGAUUGUUCAUUCAUAUUCAAGAUCUGAUCGUGCUUCACACUUUGUGGUCCAGACGGGGAUUGGAAAAAUGUGCAUGCAUAUACAGUAUUCGCUGUUCACGCUGAUCAGAAGACAUCCAAACACGUCAGAAUUGGGACACUUUGAGCUGCAGCGUGCGUGUGUCGGUUGAAUAGCCUUUGAACAACAACAAAACAUACGCACACACACAUUACAUGACUUUCUGUUUUAGCAUUCCCGCUCAAACAGAAAGGGUCCUUUUCAGACGGCACUUCCCGCUAUCAUGCUAACGGUAAAAAUAUAAAAAGAAAGAGUGGUCUUUUUGUGUGUGAAAGCUCACAGGAAAUAUUCAGUGCAAUCCUGAAGUCCCUUCAAUAAGCUUUUUAUUGCUGUUGCAGGAUCCCUUUUUACCCCAGAGAGUGCUGUAUACAAUGGAGAAGAAAUGUAUUGCAAGUGUCACCUUGUGUCCGCACAUCACAUCUCUUGUUGAUGGAGGAUUUCCUCAUCAGUUCUUCAAUGAUUCGAGCUCACACAACCUCGUAGAUUAUAGUAAUGGAAUGUUACAGAAGCCUGUACUCAGUCAGGCAAAGAACCCACACGCCAUUAGCUUCGUUUUACGCCUGCGAAGGAAACGGGAACCGUUAUCCACUGCAGUAAAAAAAUAUCAUGCCAGGACUGAAUCAAACCACUUGAAGAGUGUUUGGUGUUUAGACUGUGGGCCAUGCGCCCUUAAAUUAAUGAUUUCAGACAUCAUAAAGGAUCUUCAUAAAAAAUCUGUCACAACCUUGCAGCCUCAUCAAAGCCCAUGAAUCAAAGUGAACCAGACUCCGUGGGUCUGGGUGCUGCAUCAGCGUCAGUUUAGCUUGGUUGUCAAACAGGAUUUUCCAGAGAUCCAGGUUUUUUGGGGGUGGCUAUAAGUUUAUCCUGUCUCAUGAGAUCAUGUUUCUUCGAGGGCUAACGUAAUCACUGCAAGUAAGAUAUGUGCAUGAGUGUAAGAUAUGUCGGCACAGGGACAAUAUUUGAGAAUUGGAAGCACUCUGGUUUACGAUUGUGGCCCAAGUGGUUUUGACCAAUCACAUUUGAGCUGACUUUGGUUGUAUGGAGGUUGGCAGAGGAAAAGAGGCGCAUCCGCCACAAUGCAAUCUCAGAAACCUAUUGGCCAUCUUUUGGCAAUGGUUUAGCUUUUUAUUAGCGUCCUAUUUCAUUUAUUUGCAUUCAUACGCAUAAAGGGGGUAAGAGAGAUUAUCCGUAGACGUCAUCUCUCAACACCAUAUACAGUCUCGCAACGGAAGUUGACAUAUCUGACUGUAAACAGUGACUGGUGCACAAAAGAGGAAGUCUUGGUCCAGAUAUCCAUUACCUGGAUAUCACAGUUGUUAGAGCGACCUUGAGUGCCUUGAAAGGCGCCUUAUGAAUAAAAUGUUUAUUAUUAUUAUUAUUCCCAAGGUUUCUAUAACUGACACUCUGCAUCUAAAACCGACUAAAUAGGCACCUUAGGCGACGGAUAUGAGUCACACAGGGAUUUCAAGUGACUACAAUGUACACCCAUCCGCAUCAUUAUUAGACACUGUGUGGGAGUGUGAUGAAGUAGGACAAAGACCAAAGAUCUAGGAGGCCUGUAUUUCACUUAGUUCAUGCACUUUAUUUUGGUCAAUCAACUUCUCACUCCGGACAAAUGUACCAAAGUUAAAAGAAACAAUUUGUCAUGAGGUGUCACGGUUGUCGCAGCGAGAGAGGACCCAAAUGCCGACAUAACUUCAGCAAAAAACAAUAUUUAUUCCAACAAACUAAACAGGACUAGAAAACCGUGGACCAAACAGUACGAAGCCACACUGGGAAUGAGACGAACAGGGUUUACAUACACAGGCAGGCGGAGGUGAUUGGACAACGGGGAACGAGACACAGGUGGACACAAUGAGGGCGGGACCAGCAAUCACACAGAAGGAAACAAUCAGGACCAGGGCAGACAAUCACAGGGAGACAGACGACACACGGACUUCAAAAUAAGACACAAAACGAGACACAAACUCCAGAUCAUGACACAAUUGUAGUUAUUUCUUCUGGGCUCUUCUCACUCUUUUUGAGUGGGCGUGGCACAUUUGCAAAAAGAUGUUAUCAGAUUACACAGACAUCAAGUCUUGGACAAAUGGCACCUGGCAUACUAAUUCAGAAGUUAGCUGAUUUACCGCCUUGAUUCUACUUAUUCUAUCAUUAUUGCAUCCUCGUACCAAAGCUUGAUGAGACUCAGACCUUUUUCCACGCCGCAUCUGCCGCACUUGUGUUACCAAUCAUUGUCUGCUUGCUCCAGACGUCUUUGAUCCGGGCUUCACAGCGACCCAAAUCCAUACAAAAUAUUGGAGUUUUGUGCAGUGGCUCUUUCCAGUGCCCCGAGGCUAGCUGAUGAUGGAUAGAUGAUAAUGGAAGGUCAGACGCUAAUCGAGCCGGCCAGCAGGUUCAUGCCACGCAGGACCCCAGAAGGCCCUGGAUGGAGAGCUGUAAAAGUGUAAUGCUGUAUAGGCUUUUGGUUUUGAUGGUGCUGGUGUUGUACUGUUUUAAUAAAAAUCUGCUCCUCUGUA
Molecule: messenger RNA, 7090 nt
Organism: Pseudoliparis swirei
Lineage: Eukaryota; Metazoa; Chordata; Actinopteri; Perciformes; Liparidae
Gene: lingo2b
Product: leucine rich repeat and Ig domain containing 2b
Exons: 2
Coding region: 375-2213 (612 amino acids)
Cellular component (GO): plasma membrane
Molecular function (GO): protein binding
Source: RefSeq, a predicted model, not a curated record